GUUCUUUUCUGCUUUCACAUAAACAUGAAAUUGUUCGCUUUUUUGACUGUGCUUUCUCUCGCCAUAAUGGCCGUUAGUGCCGGCGGCUAUGGAGGUGGAGUUGGUGGUGGUGGAUUUGGCGGCCGCGGAGGUGGACUUGGCGGUCGCGGAGGUGGACUUGGCGGUGGAGCAGGAAUUGCCAAUGCCCAGGCUUCUUCUUCCGCUGUGGCUAGUGGUGGUGGUCAUGGUGGUGGUAUUGGAUCCGCUCAAGCUUCCUCCUCUGCCAUUGCUCAAGCUGGUGGUGGUGGCGGAUUCGGCGGUGGCGGUUUCGGCAAAGGUGGAAAGGGAGGUUACGGUCGUUAAAUAGCACAAUUCCUUUGCUAAGCCCCUUAUUGAGACCAAACAUCAGGAAAAAUAAAUCAAACCUCAAAUUUAAACAAAACAAAAAAAAA
This is a messenger RNA of Stomoxys calcitrans (stable fly), 431 nucleotides long. Its product is annotated as ctenidin-1. The record is from RefSeq and is a predicted model, not a curated record. The transcript has a single exon. NCBI's taxonomy places the organism in Eukaryota, Metazoa, Arthropoda, Insecta, Diptera, Muscidae. The coding region runs from base 25 to 342 and encodes 105 amino acids.